CUCUCUCUCUCUCUCCUCUUUUCCUCUCCCUCUCAAACACACACACUCGUCAGGUCCACACUCGACUCUCUGUCUGCAUUGGUGGACUUUUGGAAGCUUCACAGAGGAGAUAUAUCUUUCUUCAGAAGCUGAUGUUUUAUAAACAGAGGAGUGUGGGGUGUGUAAUGUGAGCUGAGUAGCAGGAAGUGUGAUGAGGGUUGUGUGGGUGUGACAGAGAGACAGAAGAAGACAAAAUGAAUCCUGUGAGAAAGGACAUGGAGCUUCUGAGCAACAGCAUGGCCACCUACGCUCACAUUACAGAGAACACCGAGAGCUUUGCGCUGUACUUCAUGCUGGGUGUCUGCUUCGGGCUGCUCCUGGCUCUGACGCUCCUCAUCCUGGGCUUCGCUUGCAGGCCCAGAAGAAACGCUGUGAAGAAAACUUCAUCUCCGGACCAAAAACAUCUCAAAGUGUCUGACGAAGAAGGUGCGCAGGAACGACUGGACAAGAGCGACGAUGAAGGAGAGGAAGCGUUUCCUGAUGUGACCGUGAACGAGCAGAACCAAGUCAACGGGACCACCACGGACGUGAACGUGUUCUCCUCGGCCGACGAGCUGGAGAGAGCUCGGCGUUUAGAGGAGAGAGAACGCAUCGUCAGAGAAAUCUGGAGAAACGGACAGCCGGAUAUCUUAUCCGCAGGGACUGGGACGCUGGGGCGUGUGCACUAUCACUAGCUAAAGAUGUAUUCCAGAUCAUUUACUGUAAUCCACCAGAAUCUUUGCACUUCACUGGAACUGACACACGGUGAGAAAAGUUCAGUAUUUACAAUAUUUUCUACACAUUUAUGAAUAAACCUUUAUAUAAACGA
This is a messenger RNA of Silurus meridionalis, 847 nucleotides long. It is a transcript of the gene eva1bb, whose product is annotated as eva-1 homolog Bb (C. elegans). The record is from RefSeq and is a predicted model, not a curated record. NCBI's taxonomy places the organism in Eukaryota, Metazoa, Chordata, Actinopteri, Siluriformes, Siluridae. The transcript is spliced from 3 exons. Bases 234 to 713 code for a protein of 159 amino acids.